AUCUCGCGGGGUCACGUGACGCUGUAUUAGCUCGUCGACUCUGCUAUGUUUGUCGUUAGUGCUAACGUUUUAGAAAUGCUAACUUUCUCGGUUUUAUCGGUUUAUUGUGAUGCGUGGACGUCCGGCGGCAACUCGGAGAGCCGUUUUUACCGACGCUGCGCGAGGAAUUUGACUGCGAAAACGGGCCUGCACGUCACGUGACCAGCAUGCGGCUAAACGUUUGAUAAAAAAGAUGGCGUCUGUGCGGUGGAGCGAAGAGGACAACAAACUGCCGAUCUGCUGAGCGCCGCCACCGGGAGCCAAGAGCUGCCGUUACACUGUCAAAUGGAUCCUGGACAGGAUUUACUUCUCGCUGCCCUAAGUGAGAGUGGCAUUUGUCCGAAUGAUAUUGGCCUAUUUGAUGUUGAUUCUCAGGAUGUUGCACAGCCCUCUACAACCCAGCAAUCUAUCUCCAUCAGUGCCCUGGAUGUUGGUGUGGGGACAGAGUCAGUGGAAGGUGUUCGAGCUGAGCUUCCAGCUCCAGUCCCUAUAGUUACUAUCAGGCACAAACCUCAGCCAUCAACCACCACGUUUGUCUUAAAUCAGCUGAAUCAGUUGCCGUCACUAGGAGCUGCUGUGACCAAACAAUCAGUUACAAACCCUAUCAAACAUACCAUAACUGUCACCAAAGUGGUCCAUGUUACUAAUUCAGCCCUGCGAGGUUCUUCGAACCCCUCCUCGAGUAUUCCUCCUUCAGCAUCCACAGUAGUGCCUUCCAACAGAGAUCAGCAGAUUCAGUUGAGAGACCUCCUUAGGACCGGCAAUGUGAAGACCACCGGUCUCAAGGGCAACAGUCUGAUGGAGCUCAUGAAGCUAAAGCCUCCACCUAACAUUGCUCCACCAGUAGCAACGGCAACAGCCACAGGUGAAAUGAACAAUGGGAUCAAGAAGGAAUUUUCGGGUAAAGAUGCUGCCAGGAUCUGGAACAAUGAUGACCUUAAAAUGCAAACUUUCUCACAUUCUCUGAAAAUCCCAGGGAUGAAGGAGGAGGAUGAGCCUGAGGAGGAAGAGGAAGACGAGUUGGGUCAUGCGGAGACUUAUGCAGAGUACAUGCCAAUGAAAUUAAAGAUCGGCCUGCGGCAUCCUGAUCCUGUGGUGGAGACCAGUUCCCUGUCCAGUGUGAACCCUCCAGAGGUCUGGUACAGACUGUCCAUCCCAGAAGAAGUCAUUGAUCGUGGCUCCCUGUCUGCUCUGCAGCUGGAGGCCAUAACAUAUGCUGCUCAGCAACAUGAGACAUUCCUUCCCAGCGGGGAUCGAGCUGCCUAUUUGAUUGGAGAUGGAGCUGGUGUUGGGAAAGGCCGCACCAUUGCAGGGAUCAUCUAUGAGAAUUACCUUUUAGGCAGGAAAAGAUCACUUUGGUUUAGUGUCUCAAACGACUUGAAGUAUGAUGCUGAAAGGGAUUUAAAGGACAUAGGAGCCAAAAACAUCCAGGUUCACUCACUGAAUAAGUUCAAAUAUGGCAAAAUCUCCUCAAAACACAAUGGGAGUGUGAAGAAAGGUGUGAUAUUCGCCACCUACUCUUCCUUGAUAGGAGAGAGCCAAUCAGGAGGGAAGUACAAGACCAGAUUUCAACAGCUUCUCCACUGGUGUGGGGAGGACUUUGAUGGAGUUAUUGUUUAUGACGAGUGUCACAAAGCCAAAAAUGUAUGUCCAAUUGGAUCAUCCAAACCAACAAAAACUGGGCUUGCAGUGUUGGAACUGCAGAACAAACUUCCCAAGGCUCGGGUUGUGUAUGCAAGUGCUACAGGUGCCUCUGAACCACGAAAUAUGGCCUAUAUGAAUCGUCUGGGCAUCUGGGGACAUAAAACACCCUUCAGAGAAUUUGCCAACUUUAUCCAAGCUGUUGAACGAAGAGGUGUUGGCGCCAUGGAGAUAGUAGCUAUGGACAUGAAACUGAGGGGCAUGUACAUUGCAAGGCAGUUGAGUUUUACAGGUGUAACUUUUAAGAUCGAGGAGGUUCCCCUGACUCAGAAAUACAUAAACAUGUACAACAAAUCUGUGAGGCUGUGGGUGACCGCACGUGAAAAGUUCCAGCAGGCAGCGAACCUGAUGGAUGCAGAGCAACGCAUGAAAAAGUCCAUGUGGGGCCAAUUCUGGUCUGCUCACCAGAGGUUCUUCAAAUACCUGUGCAUUGCCUCCAAAGUCCGCAGAGUGGUUCAGCUGGCCCGAGAGGAGGUCCAAAAUGGAAAGUGUGUGGUGAUCGGUCUUCAGUCCACUGGAGAAGCAAGAACACUUGAGGCCUUGGAGGAAGGAGGAGGGGAGCUCAACGACUUUGUGUCAACUGCAAAAGGUGUGCUGCAGUCCCUGGUUGAGAAGCACUUUCCGGCUCCUGACCGACAGAAGCUUUACAGCCUUCUUGGUAUCGACCUCCCAACUAAGAAGACCCCCUCUCCCAGUGACACUGCAGCACAACCAGAACCGAAGGGCAAGAAAAGAAAAGGUUCCGAGAUAAAAAAGCAGCAGAAAAAGAAGCCUCGCAAGCACGGUGGUUUGUCGGGUACCAGCUCGGAGGAGAGCCAGUCGGAGGAGUCGGACGGAGAGUCUGGUAAAGACAGUGACGACAGCUUCAAAUCUGUCAGCUCAGGGGACGAAGACGACGAUUUCAACCCAUUCAGAGACGAGUCCGAUGGCGAUGAGGAAGAUGAUCCAUGGCUCAUCAGAAAGGAACCAAAGAAAGGGAAAGAGAAGAAAAAGAAAAAGAGAAAGAAGAGUAUUGAUCCGGACUCCAUUCAAAGUGCCUUGCUAGCCUCUGGGCUGGGCUCCACCAGGCCGGCUUUCACUGCCCCCGUUAUUCCCGCCAGCACACCGGCCAUAGUCAAGGCAGAGAGUCAGGAUAGCUGUCUAACAAGUCAGGAUGCAGUGGAACAUGCCCAGAAAAUGAAGAAAGAUCUGCUGGAAAAACUGGAGGAACUAGCUGAGGAUCUACCUCCCAACACUCUGGACGAGCUGAUAGAUGAACUGGGAGGACCAGAGAACGUAGCUGAGAUGACUGGACGCAAAGGUCGUGUGGUCAGCAAUGACGAUGGCACCAUCACGUAUGAAUCCCGCUCUGAGCUGGAUGUCCCGGUAGAAAUCCUCAAUCUCACAGAGAAGCAAAGGUUCAUGGACGGAGAGAAGAACAUAGCCAUCAUCUCGGAAGCUGCCAGCUCAGGUAUUUCACUACAGGCCGAUCGUCGAGUGAAGAACCAGCGGCGGAGAGUCCACAUGACACUAGAGCUACCGUGGAGUGCAGACAGAGCUAUACAGCAGUUUGGGAGAACUCACAGGUCGAACCAGGUCACAGCUCCAGAAUACGUCUUCCUCAUUUCAGAGCUUGCAGGAGAGCAGAGAUUUGCAUCCAUCGUUGCCAAAAGACUAGAAAGCCUGGGUGCUCUCACUCACGGGGACAGAAGAGCAACAGAAACUCGAGAUCUCAGCAGGUUUAAUUUUGACAACAAAUACGGCAGAAACGCUCUGGAAAUUGUGAUGAAGUCAAUUGUUAAGCUUGAUUCUCCGUUAGUGUCUCCGCCCUCUAACUUUAAAGGUGAUUUCUUCAAAGAAAUUCAAAGUGGAUUAAUAGGCGUGGGCCUCAUAAAUUUGGAAGACAGAUCUGGCGCAAUGUCACUGGACAAAGAUUACAACAACAUGGGGAAGUUCCUGAACCGUAUUUUGGGCAUGGAGGUCCAGCAGCAAAAUGCCUUGUUCCAGUACUUUUCUGACACGUUGGCGGCAGUUAUUCAGGAAGCCAAGAAGAACGGCAGAUAUGACAUGGGCAUUCUCGAUCUGGGCUCUGGUGAUGAGAAGGUGAAGAAGGUGGACUGCAGGAAAUUCCUUACACCGGGCUACACUACAUCAGGACAUGUGGAACUCUUCACCGUGAGUGUGGAGAGGGGGAUGUCGUGGGAGGAAGCCACGCAUGCUUGGGCAGAUCAGAAUGGACCAGAUGAUGGUUUCUAUGUUCAGAUGAGGAACAACAAGAAAACAGCCAUACUGGUCAAAGAGGUGAACACCAAGAAGAGGCUCUUCCUGGUUCACAGGCCCAACACCGGCCGACAGCUCAAACUGGAGACCUAUGCAGACAUCAAGAAGAAGUUUAAAAAGGUUUUGUCAGAAGACGCCAAGCAGCACUGGACUGACCAGUACAAGUUGUCAGCAAAGAUCUGCGCUCAUGCAUAUUGGCGGGGUAACUGUAAGAAAGCAUCUGUGGGUCUUCAGUGUGAAGUUGGCCUUCGGUGUCGGUCGUACUACGUUCUGUGUGGCUCCGUGCUCAGUGUGUGGAAUGAGCUGGAGGAAGUGCUAACUCCAGUCAGUGGAACCAAUGUGAAGGUGCAGAUUGUCCGCCUCAGAACAGAAGAUGGACAGAGGAUAGUUGGACUGAUCAUUCCAGCAAACUGCGUGUCUCCUUUAUGUAACAAGCUCUCGACAUCAGACCAGUGCCAGCAGCUCGCUGUGCAGGAGCUGCAGAAACUGCAGCAGCUUCAUCCCCAAAGUCUCAGUCAUGCACCGAACACAUAGUUUGGGGGGGGGACCAUGUUGAAUCCCUUCUCUCGAAGCUGACAUCCCAAACUAAAGGGAUCUGACUCAUGAGUCUCUAUCUCUGCACUGCAUACUCCAGGACCGCUGUCUGUUGUUCUGCACCCUCACGCCCCUCCCCAAAUGGUCUGAGGGUCUGAGGUGACCAACCACACUAUCAGAUGUAAAGCAGUGGUUGUACAGAGGAAAGAUUUCAGGUGUUUUUUCUUUUUUUAAAUCUCCAGAGACACUUUUUUUCACCUAGAGAGAUUUUGACGGGUGAUGUUUUGUCCUCUGACAUUCAGAGUGAAAAGAAUUGUAAUAUAAUAGUAAUGAUGGAGGCAGAUUUGAUAUGUAGAGGGCCUGUCGGCCUGUGGCUGUUGAGUUAUCCACUCCUCACCCAUGCUUUAAGCUGUUUAGUCUGAACUACCUGGUAUGAAGCAAAGACUUUUUUUUUUU
Messenger RNA from Perca flavescens (yellow perch), 4989 nucleotides. RefSeq names its product strawberry notch homolog 1 (Drosophila) (gene sbno1). Gene Ontology annotation, biological process: regulation of DNA-templated transcription. Gene Ontology annotation, molecular function: histone binding; chromatin DNA binding. Gene Ontology annotation, cellular component: nucleus. The coding region runs from base 325 to 4533 and encodes 1402 amino acids. The transcript has 33 exons. NCBI's taxonomy places the organism in Eukaryota, Metazoa, Chordata, Actinopteri, Perciformes, Percidae. The record is from RefSeq and is a predicted model, not a curated record.